Molecule: messenger RNA, 1926 nt
Organism: Trematosphaeria pertusa
Lineage: Eukaryota; Fungi; Ascomycota; Dothideomycetes; Pleosporales; Trematosphaeriaceae
Exons: 3
Coding region: 433-1743 (436 amino acids)
Source: RefSeq, a predicted model, not a curated record
CCCAUACAUCCCAACCGUUGUUCACAUUUCUUGUUGACCGGCUCUAAGCAUGCUCGAUAGCGCGCUCUGUGCACCUGAAGUCUUCAAUGAGAGGCUCCUGCCCUGUCCAUUACCAGCGUCACGCUUCUUACAUCGGCAUACAAGACACUGCGCCCCCGGGGAAGAGCUUUGCCAUACAAACGAGUGCCCUCUCGGCUCCCGCAGCCUCCAGUUGAGGAUGUUUCGGCUCGAUUUGCUACCCAACAGCCCGCCCCACUUUGGAAUUAUGCUUGAGUGAACAAUUUCUGGGUCCUAAUUAAUGCGUACCCCCACUUACAAAGAUGAUCCUGUCUAGCUGACCGCGCACUUCCAGCACAAUUCUUACUUUUCAUCAUGUACUCGUCCUGACUCUGUUGUAUUAGCUCGUCAAGCCAGCCUUUCUUUCCUUGCAAGAUGUCGUCGCGACCGCCAUCGCAGCAGCCGACCUUCAUCACCAUGACCGCCGACCUGGGCAAUCGCACCGCGGCAGUAAGCAAUACCGCGCAGCCAGUCCAGCAAGCGCCUGCCCAACCAAUCAGCCCUUCCUCCCAAGCCGCUAUACGGCAACAAGCACAGCAUGGCGAGAUCCCUACAACACCAACAUCAACAUCACGGCUCAUCGAAGCAGAAGACGAUGACAUAGGCGUCGCCGUGAACAAUGUGCCCACCGAUCGGAACGAAGAGUCCCAGGAUGAGAAGCCCCAGGACGAGGAGAAACGUAGUCCGUCCUCCCCCGAGCUUGAUCGGAAAGGAACAGUCGAAAUCAGGCAUAACGGCAGGCUCGUACUGCAUGUGGGUACAGACGGAGCAAAGAGCGGGAGACGUACGUUGAUUGUCUCUCUUGACAUCAUCAAGAAUCUCAGCCCUCAGUGGGAUGCGGUCGUCGCUGGAAGCGCACACAAAUGUUUGUCACGCAAGAGACAUGUGCGACUUCCAGAAGAUGACGCCGACAUGAUGCAAGUGCUCAUGUAUAUCGUCCACACAUUAUUCGUCGAGGUUCCGGAGAAUCUCAGAUUCUCUCAACUACUAGAGAUGGCUCAAAUCUGCCGCCGAUACGGUGUGAGCGGCAAGGUGCUCCCUUACAUCAGCAACUGGGCCAAUCCACAUAGACCAAAGAUUCUUAUGCAAGGAUAUGAGCAUUGGCUAUAUAUCGCGUGGGUCUUUGGCUUUACGGAGGAUCACGACCAGCUGACACGGCACUUUCUGCUGAACUGUCGGGUCAACAAAGAGGGGGUGCUGAUGAAGCCCGGUACCAGAGAGGAGUUUUCAGGAUAUAUUCCACAAGACCAUCUUAAUUCCAUCAGAAGAACUCGCGUCAAAACCCUUGGUUCGUUCUUCGACACCACAUACAACUACGUAUUCAGCAUGGAAGGGGGCAACAUCUGCCAGGCGUCGGACGGUUUGCCUGGACAGCCUCCUUUGGCCAGUGACGAGCGUACGUCGUGCACCUUCUUAAACCACGGCUCGAUGAUUCGGUACCUCAAGAUGUGGGCUUUCUGGCCGCCCGUCACGAAUGUCGACAAAGUCCGGAACUCGAUCAACGAGGUGGCGGAUAUACUCACGAGGAUCCCCGUGGUCGCUUUGAACGCAGGCCGACACGAUUCAGUAACGACAAACGGCAAGGUCACAGCGGACAAUGCCUCGGCCAGUCGCCACGCUGUCUGCGAUGCAGGGAGGGUUCUCGCUGUGGAAAUCGAGAAGAUGCUCCAAGGCAUACAGUCCUAGGAUGACCUGUUAGAUUUCCGGGAGAAUUGGGCUUGGAUAGUCUGCACAGGUGUGGGGAUGGCUUAUUGACUUCUUGAUGUAUUGAGGGUUGAAUCAGUCACACGAGGCUUUCCGUGUUCAUAGCUGUUCUUGACGUAUCGAGCGCCGAAGGAUUAAUCAUUGUGUACUAUCUCUGGCGAUCGU